Molecule: messenger RNA, 1822 nt
Organism: Phasianus colchicus (ring-necked pheasant)
Lineage: Eukaryota; Metazoa; Chordata; Aves; Galliformes; Phasianidae
Gene: CCDC28A
Product: coiled-coil domain containing 28A
Source: RefSeq, a predicted model, not a curated record
GCCCGCAGGUAGCGGGGCGGGGCUGGCGGCCGGUCAGCGGCGGCCGGGGAUGGCUGCUAAUGGGGUUGUGCGCUUCGGGGCGGCUGUGGCCAGGCGGGAGUGACGCUGCGGGGUGUGCGGCGCCGGCCUGGGACUAGAUGUGUCCUGUCCUGGGCUUUGGAGGAGGUGUUUUUCCACGUGAGGAGCGGCGCCCGGCUGUUGGAUCCAUCGUAACAACUGACCGACUGAGCUCCGGCAGCGCCGCUGCCUCGUACGGCUGUCCUCGUUCCCGUGCUGUGUCUCCGUGUUUUGACCGCGCGUACCUGAGCGGUCGCGGUGUGCUCCUGUAGCGGGACGCAGAGCUUGAGAGACGGCUGAAGGCCGUGCAGGAGGGCUGAGCGCCUGCCCGCUUCGCUGGGCUGACAGCCGGGUCCUCCCGCUUGGAGAAAUAAGCGACUGCUCGGCUUUGGAGGGACUAAAGCCCCGUCGAGGUGCAGUGUGAUGUUUCUGCGCCUCGUUUUCCUUCCUUUCGGAGGAUAAGAAAUCAGUCUGCAGGCUGUAAGUCAGAGGAAAUGGAAGAGAGGAAAAUCAAGAGGAGGAGCCCCAAGUCAUCCACCGCCCAUCCCGUGCCGGUUGCUAACUCCAAGAAGAGCUCCGUGCCGGUCAGCAAAAGCACCGCCUUUUCCAAUCCCGCGCCACAGCCGCCGGGGCAGAAACCAAAGCUAAAACGAGUAAUAAAAGAGAAAGCCAAACCUCCAGGAGGAGAAGCAAAAGGGGCACAGGCAGCACCAAUCCAGCAUUCAUUCCUCACAGAUGUAUCGGAUGUCCAGGAAAUGGAAAGGGGACUUCUCAGCCUCCUGAAUGAUUUCCACUCUGGCAAACUUCAAGCAUUUGGAAAUGAAUGUUCCAUAGAGCAAAUGGAGCACGUGCGGAGCAUGCAGGAGAAACUUGCCCGCCUCAAUCUGGAGCUGUAUGGGGAGCUGGAAGAACUUCCUGAAGAUAAAAGAAAACUAGCCAGUGACUCCAAUCUGGAUAGGCUGCUAUCAGAUCUGGAAGAACUGAAUUCAUCUAUCCAAAAACUACAUUUAGCAGAUGCUCAAGAUAUUCCAAAUAGCACCACGGGCUGAAGAAACAGCUUUUUCAGUUUGGGUUCUCGUGUAAGCUUUUCUUUUGUGGGUUUUUGUUUUUUUUUUUUUUUGCUUUUUUUUUCUUGCCACUGUAAUCUGGAAUUGGUAGCUUUUAAUUAUUUAUUAUUUGACACAAUGAAGAAUCAAAGUGCAAAUCCAGGUGUUUACUUUUGCACAUUCCUUUGAGUACUGCUUUACAUCAGGACUCAGUCUCUAGAGAUUUAAGCGGGCUGUUGUGAUGGUAUGCUUUAUAUCAUUGCCUUAUUUAAUAGGAAAACACUGGGAAACACAAAAGUAAAUUUAUUCUGCUGUAUUGUUCAUAUUGUUGCAAAUGAUGUAUAAGUUCAUUAGCAUUUCUCCAAAUUUUGUGAAGGUAAUGCUGUUGUUGCCUUUCUGAUCAGUUCAUAGACAAUCUGCACACUAGCUUUAGUGUGUUUUGUUGACCAGAGCUGCCACUGAGAUUUUAUUGUUAAUAAAGACAUUUUAAAACUAUAUAAGAUUUUAUUUGAAGAAGUUAUCUAUUCAGCUGUGUUAAGAAAGAGUUCUUGCAUGGUCUGAAUGUUUGCAAGGUUUACUUUUUUCAUUACUGUGAAUAAUUAUUAGUUCUGUCACUAAACAGAACUAUCAUGCAUGCUAGAAGUGCAUAUAAUUUAAUUAAGUUCUGUCACAUUCAGAGAUUCAAUAAGGUCAUUGUUCAAUAAAUCUGUUAUAUGUAA